AUGCAGAACCAAACCUACUUCACAAACAAGCCUCCCCUCACUCUCACAGCAGCACACAGUUGUAGUAAAGAGCAAGAAAAGAAGAAAAUUAAGGACAACACACUACACUCAGAUCAGAAACGCUCGUAUUUGGAAGAAUCAUACUCUUCCUUUGAAGCCAAUGCCCCAGCCCGUCAAACCCAAAAUACCCAGAUCGAAGAAUAUAAAGAGGAAUCAGAGGGAGAGGCUAGUGACAGUGAGGUCAUUUUGACGAACAUGUGGUGGGCAGACUUGAAGGCUGCCUUGGGGCAGAGGAUUAACUUGGAGGGAAUUGUUUGUUCCGUGGGAGUUUUUGCAAGGCACAGGCAUUUGGCGAUGCCGCAUGUCGUUGUACCCGAUAUAAGGUACAUUGAUUGGGUUGAGUUGAAGAGGAAGGGGUUUCAAGGUGUCGUUUUUGACAAGGACAACACGAUUACUGUUCCUUACUCUUUGACAUUGUGGGGGCCUCUUGAGUCUUCUAUGGAACGGUGUAAAUCUGUGUUUGGUAACGAUGUUGCUGUGUUUAGUAAUUCCGCAGGUAAUUCUUAUCAGAUCCAUUUGCCUUCUUUGCUAGUUAUUUUGUUGGUUUUUAUUUAUUUUGUAAUGAUCUUCCUUUUGCGAAUUAGGACUCCAUGA
Messenger RNA from Ilex paraguariensis (yerba mate), 654 nucleotides. The record is from the annotation of a GenBank genome assembly. NCBI's taxonomy places the organism in Eukaryota, Viridiplantae, Streptophyta, Magnoliopsida, Aquifoliales, Aquifoliaceae.